Molecule: messenger RNA, 1312 nt
Organism: Vespa crabro (European hornet)
Lineage: Eukaryota; Metazoa; Arthropoda; Insecta; Hymenoptera; Vespidae
Exons: 3
Coding region: 570-890 (106 amino acids)
Source: RefSeq, a predicted model, not a curated record
AAAAAAAAAAAAAGAAAGAAAAAAAAGAUGACGUUCGUGUAUAACGUAGAGUAUAUAAACUUAAGAAUAAAUCGAUUGUAUAAUCCUUCUAACGAUUCUAAUUAAUAUAUAAUUAAUUGAUUUCGAGUAUCCAAAGGAAAUGUGGAAAACUGACUGACCUACCCCCUUAAAAGGAUGCAAAGGAGGAUAGGUCCGUUUAUAUCGUGUAAGAUGCACGCAUGCUCGGGACGCAUUUUACCCGUCUCCCCACCAACCCUCUCCGUCCUCCGCCCACCGUCCUCGGCCCCACCGUCCCUCCGUCCCACCGUCCCCCACCCACCCAUAACGACUUGCAUCGUGCAAGGUAUCAUGCUUCUUGGUCGCAACCAUUCCGAAGAAAUGCAUUUGAUCUGAAAAGUGUUAAAAAUUCGUUAAUGUAAAAUUAAUUAUAUUUAACGUUCGUAUUAAAUUGUCUCGUUGGUUUCGUGAUACGUUUGUGAUAAAGGAGGAAAAAAAAAAAGAAAAAAAAAAGAAAAGAAAAGAAAAGAAAAGAAAAGAAACAAUAAAGGAAGUUAAAAGAGAGACCGAAGAUGCCGGGCAAAGACAAAACAGGAUUCUUAAUAUCGGCUAUAUUAAUUCUUUUAAUUGGCGUUUAUUACGUCAAUGCGAGACACAUUAUAGCAAAGAGAAAUUAUAGCGAUCAGAGUGUCAGAGGAUAUUUAGCAGAGAGAACCUGUUGGUGGAACGAGGUAUGCAAGGAAGAGUUUCAUAGUAAAUUUCGUUGCCGUUGUCCAAGAUGGUCCUAUUGCCGUUCUCCUGGGAGAUAUUACGAUGCACAUUGCAGUAUGACGCGCACAGGUUAUAUUUGGACUCAGCCGGAAACCUCGCUGACUCUGGAAAUCGAUAAGUAACCGGGACAACGCGUAGAUGCAUACGUACAUACGUACAUACGUAUAUACAUACAUACAUACAUACACAGAUACAUAUGUAAAAUAUCUAUCUAGUCCUGUUUACGUCUAUACUACGUCAAAUCAAAUAUUUCAUUCUCCUACCCCUCAUCCUUCCCCUCCAAUCCCUCCAUUUCCUUCUCCCGUUCUCUCCCCAUCUUUAUCGCCCCUAUCCCAUAUCCCUUUACCGUUCCAUCAUGAGCGACAUCCUACAAAAUUUUUAAUCUAAAUUCACUUGCAAUUCUCGAUGAUACUUUUAAUACGAAGAAAUCGAUUGAAAUCAAAUCAAAUGAAAUCAAAUGAAAUUUUAGAUAACUUUUGAAUCGUUUUUUUUUAUAUAGCAUCGGCAUAAGAUGACCAUAAAUUAGUAUUGACUAAUAUAUAUA